Molecule: messenger RNA, 3502 nt
Organism: Otolemur garnettii (small-eared galago)
Lineage: Eukaryota; Metazoa; Chordata; Mammalia; Primates; Galagidae
Gene: DHX16
Product: DEAH-box helicase 16
Exons: 20
Coding region: 251-3385 (1044 amino acids)
Cellular component (GO): catalytic step 2 spliceosome; intracellular anatomical structure
Molecular function (GO): ATP binding; RNA binding
Source: RefSeq, a predicted model, not a curated record
CUGGUACCGUUCCAUAAAGUUUGGACUUGCUCGGCCACCGUAGUGCUUGGGCCAGAAAAGCACAGUUCCUUCCGGGCUCUGCGUUGCGGGAAGAAGGCUUGGUGUUGUCGCAGAAGGAAUCCAGAGCUCAAAAGGCAGUUCUCUUCCGGAGCUGAAGCUCUGGCCACAGGCUCCAGGCCUCUGACCGGCUCGACCGCCAGCUCGGCUGCUCUGGACACUUCGGGGCUAGGAGCUGAGAGCGCCGGUCGCCAUGGCGACGCCAGCGGGCCUGGAGCGCUGGGUUCAGGACGAGCUGCACUCGGUGCUGGGGCUGAGCGAGCGGCACGUUGCUCAGUUUCUGAUCGGUACAGCACAGCGCUGCGCGUCGGCCGAGGAAUUCGUGCAGCGACUACGAGACACCGAUACCUUGGACCUCAGCGGGCCGGCCCGGGACUUCGCCCUGAGACUCUGGAAUAAGGUACCACGGAAAGUGGUGUUGGAAAAACCAAGUCGGGCUGCAGAACGGGAGGCCCGAGCCCUGCUGGAGAAGAACCGAUCUUAUAAGUUGCUGGAAGACAGUGAGGAAAGCAGUGAGGAGACUGUGAAUAGAGCUGGGAGCAGCCUCCAGAAGAAGCGUAAAAAACGGAAACACCUCAGGAAAAAGCACCAGGAGGACGAGGAAGAAGAGGAGGAAGACACUUCUGAGAAAGGGAAGAGGAAGACAGAGGGGAGUAAUCAGCAGACAGAGAAGCCAGAGUCAGAAGAUGAGUGGGAACGUACAGAACGGGAGCGCCUUCAGGACCUCGAGGAACGUGAUGCCUUUGCAGAGCGAGUUCGACAGCGGGACAAGGAUCGGACCCGAAAUGUCCUGGAACGGUCAGACAAGAAGGCUUAUGAAGAGGCUCAGAAGCGUCUCAAGAUGGCUGAGGAAGACCGGAAAGCCAUGGUCCCUGAGUUGCGGAAGAAAUCCCGCCGAGAGUACUUGGCUAAGAGGGAGCGAGAGAAGCUUGAGGACCUGGAAGCAGAGCUGGCUGAUGAGGAGUUCCUUUUUGGGGAUGUGGAGCUGAGCCGGCAUGAGCGCAGGGAACUCAAAUAUAAACGGCGAGUACGGGAUCUGGCCCGGGAGUACCGGGCUGCUGGGGAGCAGGAGAAGCUGGAGGCCACCAAUCGCUACCACAUGCCCAAGGAGACCCGAGGACAGCCAGCUCGAGCUAUGGAUCUAGUGGAGGAGGAAUCAGGUGCCCCUGGAGAGGAGCAGCGACGCUGGGAGGAGGCACGAUUAGGGGCAGCAUCCCUGAAGUUUGGGGCCCGAGAUGCUGCUUCCCAGGAGCCCAAGUACCAGCUGGUGCUGGAGGAGGAGGAGACCAUUGAGUUUGUACGGGCCACUCAGCUCCAAGGUGACGAGGAGCCCUCAGCUCCAGCCUCUUCAACCCAAGCUCAGCAGAAAGAGUCCAUCCAGGCUGUCCGCCGCAGCCUCCCCGUGUUCCCAUUCCGAGAGGAGCUCCUCGCUGCCAUUGCUAAUCAUCAAGUCCUAAUCAUCGAAGGCGAGACUGGCUCGGGGAAGACUACCCAAAUCCCACAGUAUCUUUUUGAGGAGGGUUACACAAGGAAGGGUAUGAAGAUUGCCUGCACCCAGCCUCGGAGAGUGGCGGCAAUGAGUGUGGCUGCCCGAGUGGCCCGGGAGAUGGGUGUGAAGCUUGGGAAUGAGGUUGGCUACAGCAUCCGCUUUGAGGACUGCACGUCAGAGCGAACUGUGCUCCGCUACAUGACAGAUGGAAUGCUUCUCCGGGAAUUCCUCUCUGAGCCUGACCUUGCGAGCUAUAGUGUGGUGAUGGUAGAUGAGGCUCAUGAACGGACCCUACACACAGACAUUCUCUUUGGAUUGAUCAAGGAUGUUGCUCGCUUCCGACCUGAGCUCAAGGUCCUGGUGGCUUCAGCCACACUGGACACUGCCCGCUUUUCUACAUUCUUUGAUGAUGCCCCUGUGUUUCGAAUCCCUGGGCGCAGGUUUCCAGUGGACAUCUUCUAUACUAAGGCUCCAGAGGCUGACUACUUGGAAGCUUGUGUUGUAUCUGUGCUGCAGAUCCAUGUGACCCAGCCCCCUGGGGACAUCCUGGUUUUCUUGACAGGACAGGAGGAGAUUGAAGCUGCCUGUGAGAUGCUCCAGGAUCGUUGCCGCCGCCUGGGCUCCAAAAUCCGGGAGCUCCUGGUACUGCCCAUUUAUGCCAACCUGCCCUCUGACAUGCAGGCUCGUAUCUUCCAGCCCACCCCACCUGGGGCACGAAAGGUGGUUGUGGCAACAAACAUUGCUGAGACAUCGCUCACCAUUGAGGGCAUCAUUUAUGUGCUGGAUCCAGGGUUCUGUAAGCAGAAGAGCUACAACCCCCGCACAGGCAUGGAAUCACUUACUGUCACACCCUGCAGCAAGGCUUCAGCCAAUCAGCGAGCUGGCCGGGCUGGUCGGGUGGCUGCAGGGAAAUGCUUCCGCCUGUAUACUGCCUGGGCCUAUCAGCAUGAGCUUGAGGAAACCACAGUGCCUGAAAUCCAGAGGACCAGCCUAGGCAAUGUUGUGUUGCUACUCAAGAGCUUAGGGAUCCAUGAUCUAAUGCAUUUUGAUUUCCUGGACCCUCCACCAUAUGAGACUUUGCUGCUGGCUUUGGAGCAGCUGUAUGCUUUGGGAGCCCUCAACCACCUCGGGGAGCUCACAACGUCUGGUCGAAAGAUGGCAGAGCUGCCAGUGGACCCCAUGCUGUCUAAAAUGAUCUUGGCCUCUGAGAAGUACAGCUGUUCAGAGGAGAUCUUGACAGUGGCUGCCAUGCUCUCCGUCAACAAUUCUAUCUUCUACCGACCCAAGGACAAGGUUGUCCAUGCAGACAAUGCCCGUGUGAACUUUUUCCUUCCCGGGGGUGACCACCUGGUUCUGCUAAAUGUUUACACACAGUGGGCUGAGAGUGGUUACUCUUCCCAGUGGUGCUAUGAGAACUUUGUACAGUUCAGAUCCAUGCGCCGAGCUAGGGAUGUGCGGGAACAGCUGGAGGGGCUCUUGGAACGUGUGGAAGUUGGUCUCAGUUCCUGCCAGGGAGACUAUAUCCGUGUACGCAAGGCCAUCACUGCUGGUUACUUUUACCACACAGCACGGUUGACUCGUAGUGGCUACCGAACAGUGAAACAGCAGCAGACAGUGUUCAUUCAUCCCAACUCCUCCCUCUUUGAGCAACAGCCACGCUGGCUGCUCUACCAUGAACUUGUCUUGACCACCAAAGAGUUCAUGAGACAGGUACUGGAAAUUGAGAGCAGUUGGCUUCUGGAGGUUGCUCCACACUAUUACAAGGCCAAGGAGCUAGAAGAUCCUCAUUCUAAGAAAAUGCCAAAAAAAAUAGGCAAGACAAGAGAAGAACUGGGGUAACAGAAAGGGAUAUAAAUAGAAUCUGACACCAGCUCCUUUUCUGUCUAUACAUUAUUUAAUAUCUAUUAAAUAAAAUUAUUUUUGGAAUAAAGUUUGUGGGAACUUAUGAGAUCCAGA